AUGGCGGAGACAAGAAAGAAUAAUAAUAAUAAUAAAGAGGUUAUCCGAUUGGAGCGAGAAUCUGUCAUUCCAAUCCUCAAGCCUAAGCUCACCGUGCACCUGGCCAACCUCAUUGAGCAUACUUCUGAUCGAGCUGAAUUUCUGAAACUCUGCAAGAGAGUUGAGUACACAAUUCGAGCUUGGUAUCUUCUACAAUUUGAGGAUCUCAUGCAAUUGUACUCCCUCUUUGAUCCUGUGCAUGGGGCUCAGAAGUUGGAGCAGCAGAACUUAUCUCCGGACGAAGUUGACAUUCUUGAACAGAAUUUUUUGACGUACUUAUUUCAGUCAGGGCAAUAUCUUCUCAAUCUUCCCAUCUCAGUUGAUGAAUCUAAGCUUGAUAAGAAGCUUCUGAAGAGAUAUUUUGAGGAGCAUCCUCGUGAAAACCUUCCAGACUUUUCUGAUAAGUAUGUUAUCUUCCGACGUGGAAUUGGUAUUGAUAAGACAACUGAUUACUUUUUCCUGGAGAAAGUGGAUGUGAUCAUUGCACGUUUGUGGGCGUGGAUUUUGAGAAAGACCAGGUUAGAAAGGGUAUUGUCUAGUAGAUCAAGUUCACUGCAUAAAAAGGAUCCAAAAAAAGACGAUGAAAUCACUGCUGAGGCUGAACAAGAUGAACUAUAUGCUGAACGUGUUCGUCUUGAGAAAAUGGAUCUGAGUCUAAGCAAUCUGCUGAGCAAAAUCACUAUUCAAGAACCUACCUUUGAUAGGAUAAUUGUUGUUUACAGGCGAGCAAGUUCCCGAACAAAAGCUGAACGUGGGAUAUAUGUGAAGCAUUUCAAAAACAUCCCGAUGGCUGAUAUGGAAAUUGUCCUUCCAGAGAAAAAAAAUCCAAGUUUAACUCCUAUGGACUGGGUCAAAUUUCUUAUCUCUGCUGUAGUUGGACUGUUAGCUGUUAUAGGUUCGGUUGAAAAGCCUAAAGCUGAUAUCUGGGUCAUGUUUGCUGUUCUCUCCACAGUGAUUGGUUAUAUUGCUAAGACAUACUUCACGUUUCAACAGAACAUGGCUACAUAUCAGAACCUGAUCACCCAGUCAAUGUAUGACAAACAAUUAGAUAGUGGACGUGGCACUCUUCUUCACUUGUGUGAUGAUGUAAUUCAACAAGAAGUAAAGGAGGUGAUAAUUUCGUUCUUUAUAUUAAUGGAGCAGGGGAAGGCUACUAGAGAGGAUCUUGACCAUCGAUGUGAGGAUCUAAUACAGGAUGAGUUCGGUGAACAGUGCAACUUUGAUGUUGAUGAUGCUGUCUAUAAAUUAGAGAAAUUAGGCAUCGUUUCUCGGGAUUCAAUUGGAAGGUAUUUCUGCGUCGGUCUCAAGCGCGCAAAUGAGAUAAUUGGCACGACCACUGAAGAACUUGUCAUGAAAGCUGCACAGUUUUCUGGUGCCUCCUGA
Molecule: messenger RNA, 1422 nt
Organism: Fraxinus pennsylvanica
Lineage: Eukaryota; Viridiplantae; Streptophyta; Magnoliopsida; Lamiales; Oleaceae
Source: the annotation of a GenBank genome assembly